ACUGCCAUUUGAUUGUUAUUGAUUGAAUUGAAUCAAGAAAAAUUGUUGUUGAUGAUAAUGAUGAAUUCUGAAGGUGAUUUUAAUCAAAAUAAUGAUGAUGAUGAUGAUGAUGGAGUUGAUAAUCCGAUCUUAAAUGAACCAAAAUCAAAUGAUGAUGAAGAUGAUGAUAAUAUAGAAACAAAAUGUUAUCGUCGUAUAUUGAAUGCAACCGAUAUGGAAAUGUGGAUUCAUUCGGAAGCAUAUCGUGAUUAUUUAAAUUUCAUUAAAUUAUUAAAUGAAUUUGCCAAAGGUGUACAUAAUCGAAAAUUUCAAUCACGUGAUGAAGUUAAUGAUGAAUAUCUUUGUAAUGUAAUAAGAUUACUUGAUAAUCUUGGUGAACUUUGUGAUCAAAUUGAACCGAUUAAUGAUGAUAAAAAUCAAAGAUUCGGUAAUAAAGCUUAUCGUAUAUGGUUUGAUGAAAUGUUAUCAAAUAUUCGUAAUGAAUUAGUCAAUAUUUUUGGUCAUGAAUAUGGUUCAGAAUUAUCAUAUUAUCUGGCCGAUUCAUUUGGUAAUAAAGUUCGAAUCGAUUAUGGAACUGGACAUGAAAUGUGUUUCAUUAUAUUCUUGAUGGGCAUCUAUAAACUUGUUUUAAUACCAAAUGCACUUGAAAAAUCUGAUGGUGAAACAUUAUCACGACAGAUUUUUCAAUCAUUUAGUCAUCAAUUAUUGAAUAUUUUUGCAUUAACUUAUAUGCCCUUAGUACGAAAAAUACAGUUACGUUAUUGUCUUGAACCGGCCGGUUCACAUGGUGUUUUUUCAUUGGAUGAUUUUCAAUUUUUACCAUUUUAUUUUGGUUCAGCACAACUGAUUGAUCAUCCUACUAUUGAUCCAGGUUCAUUUCCACAGGCAAAUAUUGCCAAUCAAUAUCAAAAUGAAUAUAUUUUUCAUUCAGCUGUAAAUUUUAUACAUCAGGUGAAAAAAGGUCCAUUUGCUGAACAUUCAAAUCAAUUAUGGAAUAUAAGUGGUGUACAAGAUUGGUCAAAAAUUAAUAGUGGUCUUUUUAAAAUGUAUUGUAAAGAAUAUCUACCUAAAUUUCAAAUUGUUCAACAUUUAGUAUUUGGACCAAAAAUUUUAAUUUGGAAACGUUUAUCAAAAUGAUUUGAAAAAUUAUCAUUAUCAUCCUUUUGAAUUUAAACUUUCUUAUGCACAUUCUAUGUUUUCGUCACCAACGAACUAAUCUAGUUUUUUUCCUUUCAUUUUGUUCCUCUUAUUGUCAAAAAAUGUUUUGUUAUUAGACAUCCUUAAUAAAAGAAAACGAUGAAGAACAGCAGCAAUUUUUUCUUUGUAAAACACUCUACAGGUGGCUCGGUGAUGAUC
This is a messenger RNA of Dermatophagoides pteronyssinus (European house dust mite), 1356 nucleotides long. Its product is annotated as serine/threonine-protein phosphatase 2A activator-like. The record is from RefSeq and is a predicted model, not a curated record. Gene Ontology annotation, molecular function: protein tyrosine phosphatase activator activity; peptidyl-prolyl cis-trans isomerase activity. NCBI's taxonomy places the organism in Eukaryota, Metazoa, Arthropoda, Arachnida, Sarcoptiformes, Pyroglyphidae. Gene Ontology annotation, cellular component: cytoplasm; protein phosphatase type 2A complex; nucleus. Gene Ontology annotation, biological process: mitotic spindle organization.